Molecule: messenger RNA, 501 nt
Organism: Letharia columbiana
Lineage: Eukaryota; Fungi; Ascomycota; Lecanoromycetes; Lecanorales; Parmeliaceae
Exons: 2
Coding region: 1-501 (166 amino acids)
Cellular component (GO): nucleus
Molecular function (GO): protein phosphatase 1 binding; protein serine/threonine phosphatase inhibitor activity
Source: RefSeq, a predicted model, not a curated record
AUGGCCCCUCCCAUGCAUCAACAAACCUCAUCCCGCACCCAUUCCACCACCACUACAGCGGCCACAGCUACGCAAACCCUAACAUCAAACCCCGUUCUCCGCCUGCGUGCUACAGCUCCCUCACCGCAGAACCGGAGGCGGAUACAAUGGGCUGAAGACGUCGUCGACAAUGAGGGACUGGGGCGGAAGACAUCGAAAGUCUGCUGCAUCUACCACGCGCCCCGCCCCGUCGGCGAAUCCUCUUCCGAGUCCUCCUCCGGCUCCUCUUCGGACAGCGACUCCGCGGGCGACGACAGCGGGAACAACGAUGGCCGGGCGCGCAUGGGCGGGAAGGGCAAAGCGAAGAAGCAGAGGCAUCGGCACGGUGAGCCGGGCGAGGGCUGUGGGCAUGAUCACGGUGAUGGGGGACGAGGGGAAAGUGCGACGGGGAGGGUGAAGAGGAAGGGUGCGAAUGCUUAUGAGACGGCGCCGAAAGUGAAGACGGCGGAGGUCAAGCCGUGA